AUGAAUGGCAUAGCAUACUGUACAUGCUCUUUAUCAAAUAAUCAAUCAGUCAUGACUUCCGAAACUGGCCUGCCAGAGAACUGGACCAUCCGGCUUUCAAAGUCCAAGGGUCUGCCCUACUACUUCAACACGACGACCACCGAAUCGCGAUGGGAGCCGCCAUCCGACACAGACACGGAUAAAUUAAAGGUCUACAUGGCGGAGAAAUUCUCCACAGGGAAUACCGCCCCUCCGGAGGGAAGUGGUCAGGCCGGGAAGAUUCGGUGCGCACAUUUGCUUGUUAAGCAUAAGGAUAGCAGGAGACCUAGUUCUUGGAAGGAGUCCAACAUCACCAGAACAAAGGAAGACGCCAUGGGGAUUAUCCUAGGCUUCGAAACCCGUAUUAGAGAUCGCUCUACUUCGUUGGCUGAUCUUGCCGUGGUUGAGUCUGAUUGCAGCAGUGCGAGGAAGCGUGGUGACCUCGGCUUCUUCGGUAGAGGCGAGAUGCAAAAGGAAUUUGAGGAGGCCGCAUUCGCCUUGAGGCCCGGGGAUAUGAGCCAUGCUGUUGAGACCGCCUCUGGGAUUCAUCUCAUUGAGAGAUUGGAGUAAAAAAAUAAAAUAAAAACCCCUCAUUUAUCGAUUUCCCCAUGAAAACCUUUCUCUCUUCGCCUUCGACUGAGUUUAUGUCCUGUCAUGUUAUACCUGGAACCAGCCGGUGCAGAUAGUCAGCUAGUUCGUUCCGAGUAGCAAUCAAAAAGGUUAUUUCCGUC
Messenger RNA from Tuber melanosporum (Perigord truffle), 749 nucleotides. RefSeq lists its product as uncharacterized. The coding region runs from base 1 to 588 and encodes 195 amino acids. The transcript is spliced from 6 exons. Gene Ontology annotation, molecular function: peptidyl-prolyl cis-trans isomerase activity; protein binding. Gene Ontology annotation, cellular component: cytosol; nucleus. The record is from RefSeq and is a predicted model, not a curated record. Lineage: Eukaryota; Fungi; Ascomycota; Pezizomycetes; Pezizales; Tuberaceae.